AUGGCGCCGGGAAUCCUAGAAACGGACUCCGCGGUCGCAGCUGAGAAGGUCUCCAGUCUGGCUGUGUUGACUGAGGACUGGGAUGAUACAAUCAGGUUCUAUCUCAACGGCACCAAGGUUGCCGUAGACACUGCCAACCCUGAAGUUACCCUGCUCGAAUACCUGCGGGGUAUUGGGUUGACAGGAACCAAGCUUGGUUGCGCCGAGGGAGGUUGUGGUGCUUGCACUGUGGUCGUGUCUCAUAUCAAUCCCACAACAAAGAAGAUUUACCAUGCCUCCGUGAAUGCUUGCAUCGCCCCUCUAGUCAGCAUUGACGGAAAACACGUCAUUACAGUCGAAGGCAUUGGAAAUGUCAAGGACCCCCAUGCGAUCCAGCAACGAAUUGCGGUCGGCAAUGGAAGCCAAUGUGGUUUCUGUACUCCAGGAAUUGUGAUGUCUCUCUAUGCCCUGCUUCGAAACAACCCAUCACCAUCAGAACAUGAUGUCGAAGAAGCCUUCGAUGGUAACCUAUGCCGAUGCACCGGUUAUCGACCCAUUCUCGACGCCGCCCAGAGUUUCAACUCCAAAAAUAAUUGCGGCAAAGCCUCUGCCAAUGGCGGUUCAGGUUGCUGCAUGGAGAAGAAUGGGUCUGGUGGUUGCUGUAAAGGCUCCUCCAAUAGUAACGAAUUCGAGACUGUCGAUUACAAAUUCCCCGCACCAAACUUCAAACCAUACAGCCCAGACACCGAGUUGAUUUUCCCUGCUGCGCUGCGGAAACAUGAAUAUCGACCGUUGGCAUAUGGUAACAAAAAGAAGAAGUGGUAUCGACCGGUGACUGUGGAUCAGCUUCUACAGAUCAAGAACAUCCACCCGGAAGCUAAAUUAAUUGGCGGAAGUACCGAGACACAGAUUGAGAUCAAGUUUAAGGCUAUGCGAUAUGCGGCUUCGGUAUAUCUUGGAGACAUUCCGGAGUUGAGGCAAUUCACCUUGCAUGAUGAUUACCUGGAAAUCGGUGCCAACGUGUCUUUGACUGAUCUUGAGCACAUUUGUGAUCAAGCCGUUGAGAAGUAUGGUGCUGCCAGAGGUCAGCCAUUCAAGGCAAUCAAAAAGCAACUGAUGUAUUUCGCUGGAAGACAAAUUCGCAAUGUCGCUUCUCCGGCCGGUAACCUGGCCACUGCCUCGCCGAUUUCGGAUCUCAACCCCGUCUUGGUGGCUACCAACACUAUUCUCGUAGCCAAGUCGCUUGAGGGCGAGACUGAGAUUCCCAUGACUGAGUUUUUCCAGGGAUACAGAAAGACUGCGCUCGCUCCCAAUGCCAUUAUCGCAAGUUUACGUAUUCCGGCUGCGCAGAAGCAGGGCGAGCAUAUGCGAGCCUACAAGCAAGCCAAGCGCAAGGAUGAUGAUAUCGCCAUUGUCAACUCGGCAUUACGUGUCACCUUGUCUGAGAGCAACGAUGUAGUCAGUGCCAACCUCGUGUUUGGUGGCAUGGCAGCUAUGACGGUAUCGGCAAAGAACGCCCAAGAGUUCUUAAUUGGCAAGAAGUUCACAAACCCUGCGACACUGGAAGGUGUAAUGAGUGCAUUGGAGCAGGAUUUCAAUUUGCCAUUCGGUGUUCCUGGAGGCAUGGCUAGCUACCGCAAAUCUUUGGCUAUGGGCUUCUUCUAUCGGUUCUACUAUGAUGUUCUGUCAGGGCUUCCGGUCAAGAGCUCGGACUUGGACCCAGAUGUUGUUGCCGAGAUCGAACGAGCUAUUUCCUCCGGAGCGAAAGAUUUGGAGUCUUCGGUCGCAUAUCAGCAGAAGAUUCUCGGACGAGCAACUCCGCAUGUGGCAGCUUUGAAGCAAUCUACCGGAGAGGCUCAAUACACUGAUGAUAUCCCAGUGCAGCAGAAUGAGCUAUUUGCCUGCAUGGUUCUCUCAACCAAGGCUCACGCCAAAAUUCUCAGCGUCGACGCAUCUGCUGCAUUAGAUAUUCCGGGCGUCGCUGAUUACGUAGACCACACGGAUCUUCCAAACCCACAAGCAAACUGGUGGGGAGCACCCAAGUCUGAUGAGCUUUUCUUUGCUGUCGACGAAGUUACAACAGCUGGUCAGCCAAUAGGCCUCAUUCUGGCCACUUCAGCUAAGAUUGCCGAAGAAGGUAUGAGGGCUGUCAAGGUAGAGUAUGAAGAUCUACCCGCUAUCCUUACAAUGGAAGAGGCCAUCGAGGCCGAAUCUUACUUCGAGCACUACCGCUACAUUAAAUGUGGCGAUACCGAGGAAGCGUUCAAAAAUGCCGAUCAUGUCUUUACUGGUGUCUCGCGAAUGGGUGGCCAAGAGCAUUUCUAUCUGGAAACCCAGGCUUGUGUGGCCAUACCACUACCAGAAGAUGGUCAAAUGGAGAUUUGGAGUGGUACUCAGAAUCCCACUGAGACUCAGGCCUAUGUCGCUCAGGUAACAGGUGUCGCUGCGAACAAGGUUGUCUCGCGCGUGAAACGUCUCGGUGGUGGCUUUGGUGGCAAAGAAACACGAUCGGUCCAGCUGGCUGGUCUAUGUGCUACUGCUGCAGCGAAGACUCGACGACCUGUCCGGUGCAUGCUCAACCGUGACGAGGAUAUUCUGACAUCUGGCCAACGUCAUCCUUUCCUUUGCCAUUGGAAGGUUGGUGUGAGCAAAGAAGGAAAGCUCCUUGCCCUCGAUGCCGAUGUUUUCGCAAACGGAGGUCACACACAAGACCUUUCUGGUGCUGUCGUCGAACGAAGCUUGUCGCACAUUGAUGGCGUGUACAAAAUUCCUAAUGUGAAUGUUCGUGGUCGGAUUUGCAAGACCAAUACCGUAUCAAACACCGCUUUCCGAGGAUUCGGUGGACCUCAAGGUCUCUUCUUCGCUGAAUGCUACAUUGAAGAGAUCGCAGAUCAUUUGGGUAUGACUGCUGAGCAUGUGCGGGCAAUCAACAUGUAUCAACCAGAUGAAACAACGCAUUUCCACCAGCCUCUCAAGGAUUGGCACGUACCAUUGAUGUACAAACAAGUGAUGGAGGAGAGCUCCUACAAUGAACGCAGAAAAGCUGUUGAAGAAUACAAUGCACAGCAUAAGUGGUCAAAACGUGGAAUGGCAAUCGUGCCAACCAAGUUCGGCAUCUCCUUCACAGCCCUGUUCUUGAACCAAGCAGGUGCUUUGGUCCACAUCUACCACGACGGCAGUAUCCUUGUAGCACACGGCGGUGUCGAAAUGGGUCAAGGUCUACAUACGAAGAUGACCAUGAUCGCUGCUGAGGCACUGCAAGUGCCACAAGCAAGCGUUUUCAUUUCUGAGACAGCAACAAACACAGUAGCCAACACAUCCUCCACAGCCGCCUCAGCAAGUUCCGAUCUUAACGGUUACGCCAUCUUUAACGCCUGCGAGCAACUGAACGAGCGCCUCCGUCCCUACCGCGAGAAGAUGCCCAAUGCCCCAAUGAAAGACCUUGCCCAUGCAGCCUACUUCGAUCGCGUCAAUCUUUCCGCGCAAGGAUACUACCGCACUCCAGAUAUCGGCUAUGUAUGGGGCGAAAACAGUGGUCAAAUGUUCUUCUAUUUCACACAAGGCGUAACAGCCGCCGAAGUUCAAAUCGACACCCUAACUGGCGACUGGACACCCCUACGUGCGGACCUCAAAAUGGAUGUCGGUCGCACUAUUAACCCCUCAAUUGACUACGGCCAAGUCGAAGGUGCCUACAUCCAAGGCCAGGGCCUAUUCACUACCGAAGAAAGUCUCUGGCACCGUGCCUCUGGCCAGAUAUUCACUCGUGGCCCUGGUAACUACAAGAUCCCUGGAUUCCGUGAUAUCCCGCAGAUCUUCAAUGUUAGUUUACUGAAAGACGUCGAGUGGGAGAAUCUACGCACGAUCCAACGAUCCCGUGGAGUCGGCGAGCCGCCAUUGUUCAUGGGUGCUGCAGUCUUCUUUGCUAUUCGUGAUGCGUUGAAGGCGGCACGCAAACAGUGGAAUGUUACCGAUGUGCUGCAUCUUGAGAGUCCAGCUACUCCAGAGCGGAUUCGGGUCAGUUGUGCGGAUCCCAUCAUUGAGCGUGCAAGGGUCCAACCCAAAGAAGGAGAGAAGAGCUUCUUUGUUGCUAUUUAA
Penicillium nucicola is the source of this 4074-nucleotide messenger RNA. RefSeq names its product putative xanthine dehydrogenase HxA. The transcript is spliced from 4 exons. Gene Ontology annotation, molecular function: FAD binding; iron ion binding; 2 iron, 2 sulfur cluster binding. Lineage: Eukaryota; Fungi; Ascomycota; Eurotiomycetes; Eurotiales; Aspergillaceae. Bases 1 to 4074 code for a protein of 1357 amino acids. The record is from RefSeq and is a predicted model, not a curated record.